This is a messenger RNA of Triticum turgidum subsp. durum (durum wheat), 2520 nucleotides long. Lineage: Eukaryota; Viridiplantae; Streptophyta; Magnoliopsida; Poales; Poaceae. The record is from the annotation of a GenBank genome assembly.
AUGGGGAUGGCCAUGACCUCCUCCCCACAGCCACCACCUCCCCCGCGCCGCCGCCGCAGCCGCUUGCAGUCGGCAACCACCAUCUCCGCCCCCAGUGCCAAUCCCAACCCCAACCCCAAGGCCAAGGCCUUCCCCCUUCUCUCCGACGUCGGCCGCCUGCAGUCCGCCACUCCCACUCCCACACCAAACGGCAAUCCUAACUCCAGCCCCAAGGGCAAGGUCCUCCCGCUGCUCUCCGACGUCGGCAGCAACCCAUCCGCCAUCGACUACUACUCCCGCGUCGCCUCCAACCUCGCCGGCGCCGGCCGCCUCGGCGACUUCCUCAUCGCCGCAGAGGGCCUCCGCGCGGCCUCCGGCGAUGCCGGAUUCGCGGCCCGCAUCAACUGGCACCUCCUCUCGCGCGGCGUCGUCGCCGCGCUCCGCGAGCACGGCCUACCCCACGUGCUCGAGUUUCUCCACGACGCCGACCGCAUCGGCGUCCACGCCACCGUCAUGCUCGACGCUGAUGCGUCCGACGCCGUCGCGGCCGCCUGCCGGCAGCUGCUGGACGAGCGCAUCAUGGCGGAGUUUGUGGAGGCCAUCGAGGCCCUAGCUAACUGUGGAUUCUUUGUUAAAGGCAUCGUGGAUCCAAUGGAUGUACUGAAAAUAUUCGUCAGGAAGCGAGAUCCAGAUAUGGCGAUCAGGUAUGCACGUAUCUUUCCGCACUCCCAACUUCUACUCUGCAAUACUAUGGAAGCUUUUGGGAAAAGAAAGGAAUUGAAACAUGCCCUAAAGGUCUUUGGAGCACUCAAGGACCAGUUGGGAGGUAUCAAUAUGUUUGCGUGCCGAAGUAUCAUCGAUAUAUGUAGUCAUUGUGGUUCUUCUGUACAGGCUCGGAUCAUAUUUGAGGGGCUGCUUGCUGAGAAGAUUACUCCGAAUACACAUGUCUUCAACAGCCUUAUGAAUGCGAAUGCCCACAGCAUGAGCUACAAUUUUUCGGUCUACAAGCAUAUGCAAAAACUUGGUGUCCGUCCUGAUUUGGCGUCAUAUAACAUACUUCUGAAGACAUGUUGCAAUGCUAGAGAGUUCAACACGGCACAAGAAAUUUAUGAGGAAAUGAAGAAAAAGGAACACGAUGGGAUUUUAAAGUUAGAUGUUUUUACAUACAGUACGAUGAUGAAGGUGUUUGCAGAGGCAAAAAUGUGGAAGAUGGCUUCCAACAUCAAAGAUGACAUGCGGGCAGUUGGUGCUCGUCUUAAUCUAGUCACAUGGUCAUCAUUAAUCAAUGCUUAUGCAAAUUCUGGUUUGGUUGAUGGUGCCAUAGAGAUCCUUGAAGAAAUGAUAAGGGAUGGCUGUCAACCUACUGCCCCAUGCUUCAAUAUUAUCCUUACUGCUUUGGUCAAGUCAUGCCAAUAUGAUAGAGCUUUCCGCUUGUUCAAUAGCUGGAUAGAAUUUGGAAUCAAGGUAUCUCUGUCGCUUGAACAGAAAGGAUCCCUUCCAGACAACUUCACAUUCUGUGAAGAGCAUCCGGGCACCAAUGGCGGCACUAUCUUGGUGGUUCCAUUUAGGCCAACAGUUACAACUUAUAACAUUUUGAUGAUGGCAUGUGGUACUAAUGAUGAACGUGCAAAGUCUGUAAUGAAUGAAAUGAAGCGGAAUGGUCUUUGUCCUGACCGUAUUAGCUGGUCCAUUCUGAUGGAUAUUUAUGGAACAUCUAAAAAUAGGAAUGGAGCUAUUCAGGCGCUCAGAAGAAUGCAACGUGUUGGAAUAAAACUUAAUGUCUCUGCAUAUACUGUAGCUAUUAAGGCAUGUGUAGAAAGUAAAGAUUUGAAGUUGGCGUUGCACUUGUUUGAAGAAAUGAAAGCACACCAACUGAAGCCCAAUAUGGUGACAUACAGAACUCUCCUGAAAGCGCGCUCCAAAUAUGGAUCUUUAAAGGAAAUCCAGAAAUGCUUGGCAAUCUAUCAGGAAAUGAGACAAGCAGGGUAUCAAGCAUAUGACUAUUAUCUCAAGGAAUUGAUAGUGGAAUGGAGUGAAGGAGUCUUGUCUAGUGAUGGUGGGAAUCGAAAUUUUUACCAUUUAGAUCGAAAAGAUGAGAGGAACGAAUCAUUCGACCUUUUUCUUGAAAAAGUGGCAAGAUUCUUGCAAAAAGAUGUUGAUCAAAACCAAACUGUUGAUGUUCGUGGGCUUUCAAAGGUUGAAGCUCGCAUAGUUGUUCUCUCAACUCUCCGCAAAAUUAAAGAGAAGCAUCUUUUAGGAGUAGGAAGAGCAGUCCAGGAUGAUUUGGUCAUCAUCACGGGUCAUGAGAAGACAUCAUACACUGAUGUCGAAACGACUGCUAUCGACGUCGAGUAUGCAAUAACUUCUGUUUUGAAGGAUGAACUGGGUCUUGAAGUUUUCGUUGGACCAGAAAGCCGUCCUCCUGUUUCAUCCAAACUCAGAGCCCCCCCAUGCCCUAGGAGACCACAGGGAAUGAUAAAAAUAACUGUCAACUCAUUGAAUCAUUGGCUGAAGAGGAAAUCUGCGAGGGAUGUACAGUGA